This is a messenger RNA of Caenorhabditis elegans, 2069 nucleotides long. It is a transcript of the gene oac-42, whose product is annotated as Acyl_transf_3 domain-containing protein. Gene Ontology annotation, molecular function: acyltransferase activity, transferring groups other than amino-acyl groups. NCBI's taxonomy places the organism in Eukaryota, Metazoa, Nematoda, Chromadorea, Rhabditida, Rhabditidae. The record is from RefSeq and is marked reviewed. The transcript is spliced from 11 exons. The coding region runs from base 9 to 1601 and encodes 530 amino acids.
UUCUAAUAAUGGAACAUGAGAAACAGAAAGCUUCAAAGAGGCUUGACUUACAAGGAAUUCGGGGUCUCGCCAUUGCUGCAGUGCUUCUUUAUCACUUUUAUCCAAAACAAUUUCCGUAUGGAUGUCUCGGAGUUGAUCAGUUUUUUGUGCUGUCCGGCUUUUUAAUGUGCUUGCUGCUGAAACGAGCUGAAAAUGAGUCUCCGUACUCUUUGAUAACUCUAUUUUAUUAUCGAAGAUUCAAACGGCUCCUGCCUCUCUACCUUUUAGUCAUUCUUUUAUCUUUAUUGUUUUUCUACAAUUUCUUCCCAAUUACCACAACUGAAACAAAUCGAUCUUCCGCCGUUCGAGCAUUGCUUUUUGUUUCAAAUUGGCCGAACCCCGUGAAAUUAGCUUAUAAUGCUAUGAACGAGAGAACUGGAGAUAUAUUUGCACACACAUGGUCUUUGUCUGUUGAAAUUCAAUUUUAUUUUCUCGUUCCAGUCAUUUUCUUGAUAGGAAAAGUGAUGCCAACUAGAUUUCAAAUAUUGUACUUUGCUAUAAUAGGAACUAUUUCGUAUUCAUACUUUUUAAUUUCACCACGAUUGAUAGCGAAAAAUUCGGUUUUUGCUAGGAUCUGGCAAUUUGUCGCAGGAAUGCUGGUAUAUCUUUGCACACUAUUGAAAAAUGAUCAUAUGUCUUGUAAAAAUAAUCAGGAAGAAUUUGAAAAGUUAUUAGACACAAAAAUGGUCGAAGAAAACAAAGCAGCCAAACCAAAACCUACUUCAACAACGAUUUCAAAAAUAUUUUCCUAUUUUUUCCUAUUUUGCUUUCUCUACAUAACAUUUUUUGCUUGUCACUUGGGAAGUUGGGUUAAGCCUAUGAUUACUGUGGUAACUGGAUGCUUGAUGAUGGUUUCGGAAGACAAUGAGUUUCUAUCAAACAAAUUUUUGGCAUAUCUGGGAGAUAUUUCAUACUCUUUAUACCUUAUCCAUUGGUCUAUUGAGCAAUACUGGUGGUUCACGACUCAUGGGGAUCCAAAUUAUAAAAUACAGGCAAUCCUGGUUUCAAUAUGUCUUGCCAUUAUCGUAUUUGAAACUUUUGAAAAAUGGUAUCUCAAAAUAAGUUCUACGAGCCUUGGAAUUCUGAUUUUGGCUCUCUUUGUGCUCAACGUAUUGUUAAUUGAAAAAGAUCAAGUAUUUGAAUUAAUAGGCGGAGAUAGCUAUGAUGCUCAGCAAGCCAACUAUAAAUGGAAUACUCACACAGUUCAAAACCUAUACUCACCUACUUGCAACUAUGAAUCCAAAGAUUCUCCGUUUGGGUGGUGUCGCCAUACGGGUCUGAACAAAACUGGCAAGUAUAAAAUAGCUAUAAUCGGAAAUAGUUUUGCGGCAAAUAAUGCCAAUUUGUUUUUUGAGGAAUGUAGUCACAAAGCUAACAUUAUUUUGCAAGGAGCAUCGGGUGCUUGUGAGCCUUUGUACCAGUUUUUUCACAAAGGUGAGACGUAUAAAACAGAUUUGAAAGAUUUUGAGCAACGAAUAGAAAAUGAGAAGCCAGAUUUUUUAUUUGUGAUUACAAAAGUUAUCGUUACAAACGACGAAUUACCAAAAAAUGUUACGUUUUGAUAAAGAUCCCAUUUAUCAAGUGAUGAAACUCCAGAUGCAGAAGUUCGUUAAUAAUGUCAAGCACAAGAUGUUCAUUCUCAAUGCACUCCCAGAGAUCAAUAGGUCGAUUGUGAUGAAGAUAGCACCCAUGUUGAAAAAUGGAACGGAUCCCGUGGUUAUUGAUAAGAUGCUCAUAAACGCAACAAGUAACAGUUUGUCACGGAAAAGAUAUGCUCAACUUGAGAAAGACUGUGGUGGUAAAUGCGAGCUGGUGGAUUACAAGUCCGUAUUUUACAACAUCUCUACUGGAACUUAUCGAUUUUUCGACACAAAUGGGUUCUCAUAUUUAUCGGUGUUCUCUCAAUUGACACCACUUGGUCUAGACCGGGUCAGACAUAUUUGGACGGGAAUUUGCAACAGUUUGUAAAAAGCUAUAAUUUUUAAUUGUAGUUGUUUCUUGAUUGGAUUCUCAUAAAAACUUUCGAACUA